UCACCACAUGGGUUGGUGCUCGGAAUUAGUUUUGCGUAAAAGUUGUGCGUAAAGCCUCGCUACACCGGGGUAUCCGCUCUUAAUGCGCCGAUUUAGUUUCUUUGUGAUGGAAGCUGAUUUGUUUCAGUUAGAAUCAUGUGUUGAAGCUCCUGCCUGUUGUGCUGAAAGUGCUGCGGUGUUGCAAUUGUUGUGUUUGUUUACAUCGUGCGUAAAACUGCUUGGGACUUUUUUGAUGUUUUAAUUGAUAAUAUAGAUUUUUUUUUUCAUUAUAUUAUAUUUGGCUAAAACUAUAGUCACGCCAAAUUAGUUGUGUUACAUGUGUUCAAUAUCCCUUUUUAUUAUUUGUAGAGGCUCAGUUUUUGCGCACAACGGAUUAAAGUGGAAUUCUUCUGCCAUUAGUCAUAGAUGUCCGCUCAGCUGGAAGGAGGCCUGCAGCCGGAGACAACAGCAAAACUUGAUGUACUAAAAUCUGAAGAAGUUUUUGACGUGACAAGUCCUGACGGAUGCGCGGGUCAGCGCGGCCGCCCCGGGGACGGAGGGGAGAACGAAGCGGUCCGGUUGUCUCCAGAAGGCCCGCAGCAGAAAGCGCGCAAGAUGACUCGGAGCCCCAAAUGCGCUCGCUGUCGAAACCACGGCGUCGUUUCGUGUUUGAAGGGCCACAAACGCUUCUGCCGCUGGAGGGACUGUCGCUGCGCCUGCUGCCUGCUGGUGGUGGAGAGGCAGCGCGUCAUGGCAGCGCAGGUCGCGCUCCGGCGGCAGCAGGCUGCGGAGGUGAGGAGAGCGCAAGGGCAGGGUAAGAGAGGGGUCAGAUGUGCGGCUCCGUUGCGGAGAACGGCCUAUCAGUGUUAUACCAGAGCAGCCGAGUCGAGCAUCGUGGCUAAAAGCAUCCUGCAGGGGUUAAAAUCUGCUGUUCCUCCGGAGGACGACGCCUCCUGCUGGUCGAAGCAGCACGACCAGCCGCCCUUCACCUGCCCGUCCAUCAGCGCCCGGAUGAGGAAGAGACGGGCCUUCGCGGACAAGGAGCUGGAGAACGUGAUGAUGGAGCGCGAGCUGAGACAGAGGGAGCUGCACACCGACCUGCCCUUCUCCUCCUCCUCCUCCUCAUCCGCCCUCAUCCCCCUGCUUCAGCCUCCACCCCUGCCCAUCUCCCCCGGCCUCCACUGCUGCCCUCCCGGCAAGGACCCCGCUGCUGUAGGGGCAUUGAGCUACGUGCCUGUUUAUAAAUACAAGCCUCUUUAUGAGUGCGACUUCCAGUUUUAUCAGUUCUUCCACCUGAAGAGCAGGUCACCCACAGGAGGCGGCUAUAAUGACUUUUUGUUAUGCAGAAGCUCGGAGGAAAGCAGCGAGGAGGUGCAGAAUGGAUGGAAGGAGAAGAAAAGCCAAGCAGAGUUAAUACCUCUACUAUCACAGCACAGACUCAAAACGGAUGGCAGCACCACAUCACGUGCUGAACCUGUCAAAUCCACUUCAAAAACAACAGAAAGGAAGGACUCAAAUGGCUCUUCAGCAUUGUCUGCUUCUGGAUCCGAUCAGCGUCUCCUGGGUGAACCAGACAUCAGCGCACCCAGCAGGACUUCUGAUCCCAGACCUCUGACAGCUAAGGGCUGGACUGCAGACACUCCAGCCACACAGGCGGGUCCUCAUGUCGACUCUGUCAAGAGCCCUCAUGGCAGCUCAGCCAGGACUCCCGCUGUGAGGCCAUUACCUUUCUCUGUAGAGGCUCUGCUGAGGGCCUGACAGGCAAACGGAAAGUGGAGUCGUGCACUUUGUUAUGUAUGGACUAAGAAUUUAAUCUGAGGCUAUAAAUAUUAAAAAAAAAACUGCUAUUUUGUAUAACAGGUUAUAAAACACUUUUCUUUAAAGUGGCAAAAUAUUUAAAAAACAGGUUUCAGAAAUGAAAUGUUUCUUUUUAUUUUCACGACAGUGUAUUUUACUAUAUUUGAUCUUUUAUUAAAACUAUAACACUGAAAGAUAUAUGUACUUCAACACUAUAUUUUUAUCUAUUUGCCAGCAUUGAUCAUAUUUUGUACAAUGCACACAUUUAAAAAAAGUUAUCCUUUUUUUUUUAUCCUCCUGUCAGCAGUGCCAUAAAAAUGUACUGAAGCACUCUGCUUUGACCCUCCAUCAUGUUUUAUUCUCUUUCCCUGCGCAAGAAAUAUACAAUACAGCCAUAAAACCAAGUUGAUGAAAAAGUCAA
Stegastes partitus (bicolor damselfish) is the source of this 2197-nucleotide messenger RNA. RefSeq names its product doublesex and mab-3 related transcription factor 2b (gene dmrt2b). Gene Ontology annotation, molecular function: RNA polymerase II cis-regulatory region sequence-specific DNA binding; DNA-binding transcription factor activity, RNA polymerase II-specific. The record is from RefSeq and is a predicted model, not a curated record. Gene Ontology annotation, cellular component: nucleus. The transcript has 3 exons. Lineage: Eukaryota; Metazoa; Chordata; Actinopteri; Pomacentridae. Gene Ontology annotation, biological process: regulation of transcription by RNA polymerase II; sex differentiation. The coding region runs from base 406 to 1737 and encodes 443 amino acids.